Messenger RNA from Anopheles maculipalpis, 1070 nucleotides. RefSeq names its product retinol dehydrogenase 13. The record is from RefSeq and is a predicted model, not a curated record. The transcript is spliced from 3 exons. NCBI's taxonomy places the organism in Eukaryota, Metazoa, Arthropoda, Insecta, Diptera, Culicidae. The coding region runs from base 6 to 1070 and encodes 354 amino acids.
CGGGCAUGGAUGAAUUUAAAAAAGCACUAACCGAGGCCGAUCCUUUCGCCAGCUGGUGGCCAUUUAUCCUGGCCGGAAUAGUGUUCGUGGUUGGCACGGUCAGAACGUACAUGGGCGGGCAACCGUGCCCGAACGGGAACACCAUCCCGGGCCGUGUGAUCGUGGUGACUGGUGCCGCCGGUGGUAUUGGACGUGAGGUGUGCCGGGAGUUGACACGCCGAAAGGUGGGAUGUUUGGUGUUGGCUUGCCGCACCACUGAGCAGGGUGAGUCGUUGCGCGAGUUGUUACGCCGAGAAGCGCCCGAAUGUACGCUGGAGGUGCUGGCGCUGGAUCUCCGCUCACUGGACAGUGUGCGUCGAUUUGUGCGCCAGGUACAGGCACAUCAUCCGGCGGUGGAUGCACUGGUGAACUGUGCCGGUGUUAUCUUCCAGCCGGGUGGGCGCACGGUGGAUGGGUACGAGCAGCAUCUGCAGUGUAACUUCCUGUCGCAUUUUCUGCUAACGCGACUGCUGCUACCGCAGCUGGCCCGUUCGCAGCACGGUGGGAGGGUUGUGAACGUGUCCGCCCAUGGGUAUACCGCUGCCAAGAUCGCCGACCGGGAGGAUCCGCUCAAUUUACGCCAACUUGCCCAAAGUGGACGGGAUGCGUUCGCGCAUUCGAAGCUGGCGAUCGUGCUGGCAGGCAAAGUGCUAGCGAGGAACCUUAAAGCGGAAGGCUACCGUACCACCAUUAACUGCUGCUCACCUGGGUUGGUCCGAGGCACUGGUCAUCUGCGUCACUCGCCAAUAAUGAAGGCACUGUUUGCGAAAGUACUCACCUUCCCGUGGAUGUGGUUGUUCAUGAAAAGUCCGGCCCAAGGAGCCCAUACCAUCGUCCGGCUUGUGACGGAUCCGGAGUUAGCUAGCUGCACUGGAGAUUUCUUUAAUGAUUGCGAACGGGUGGAAGUGUCCGAGCUGGCAAAAGAUGACGAAUUAGCCGAACGGUUGUAUCAAGCCGCCUGCAGUGCGGUUGGUUUGGGUGAGGAUCUGCAGCAGGAGUAUAGCAACGCUUCGCACACCAAGAAGGAGUAA